Messenger RNA from Cottoperca gobio, 624 nucleotides. It is a transcript of the gene her5, whose product is annotated as hairy-related 5. Gene Ontology annotation, molecular function: protein dimerization activity. The record is from RefSeq and is a predicted model, not a curated record. Bases 4 to 624 code for a protein of 206 amino acids. The transcript has 3 exons. Lineage: Eukaryota; Metazoa; Chordata; Actinopteri; Perciformes; Bovichtidae.
ACCAUGAAGGCUUUAACUUCACCAGAGUCUCCCAGGCAGAGGAGCACGAGAAGGGUCUCUAAACCUGUGAUGGAGAAACGCAGACGGGAGCGGAUCAACAACAGUCUGGAGACAUUACGCCUUCUGAUGCUGGACAACUCACACAAUGAUAAACUGAAAAAUCCAAAAGUGGAGAAGGCAGAGAUUCUGGAGAGUGUGGUGAAUUUCCUGCAGACAGAGACAGAGAUUGGGAAGGGUAACCGGGGCACGAAGAGAGUUCUGACCCGGCGGCAGAGACCGACCUCCGCCCGCCAGCACAACUUCCAUGACGGCAUGAGAUCAUGCAUGCUGAGGGUCAGCCACUUCAUCGCCAGUCAGAGCCAGGAGGCAGAUGAGACCGAUGGGGAUGCUGUUCAGUCUCCUCUUGCGCUACCCGACUCACAGACACACCCUGCAUCUCCCGGGCACAGCCAGGGGGCACAGGCUACCCUGUCACCUCAUCACCUGGCCCACCAUCCCCAAAACUCUCAUCCAUCAUACCUCAACCAGAGGACUGGGCUCCACUGCGACACCAGGGAGCUGCUCGCCUCCGCGGCAGCCUGCACGCACAUCACUGAUCCUGUGUGGAGGCCCUGGCCGCAGUGA